AUGUCAAAUGCGUGGAUCCACGCCGACCCGUCUCCCUUCGGCUCGACCGACUUUGGUCUUGUCGUCGGUUCCCUUAACGACUCGGCUCGUACCGCCGCCUGUUUCGACUUGAAGCCUGCAUCGACGUCCCUUGCCAACGAGAUCUACGACCUUGUGCGAGUUGCGCCAUGCACCAUCUCCUGGAUCAACCGCACCCCGAGCUACUCCUCCUUGCAGACGAUAGGCUCCCUGACAGAAGACGUGGCCCGCGAGGUUGAGCUGCAUCUGCACCAGAUCGUGCGCGAGCUCCACGCAAACGCCAGUGACACGCUCUGGUAUGGUAACCUCGGCAACGCGCUCCUCUUCAAGCUUGUGGCACCAAACGUCGUCGAGGUGUCCGACCGGGUCCCUCGUACCGGACGGCCUGUCCAACUGCACCAACCGUUUCCGGGCGUUGGCGACACCAUGACAAUGUCGCUUCCCACCGGCCUGAUAGCGGCGGCGUGUGGUAGCAAGCCGCCACUGUCGCUAUUUGCACCGGGGCUGCGGCAAGCUUGGCACAAGCUCCACUCGGUACCUGGCAUCCAGCGUCGCGCAGAACCCAUUGCCCUGCCGCGUCUGCCUGCGACCAUACGUGGCCCUCAUGUCUCCAAGACGUUGGACUGCCUUGUUGGACGUCGAUCUGCUCUGGAACUCGCUGUCGAAGGAAUGGACCUCGGGCCCGCGGUUCUGCCGCGUGCGCCUGUCGUCAAUGGUGCCAUGCUACCGGACGAUGAACCCCCGCUCAAGGUCACGCUCACUCGCUGGUUACACUCGGGACGAACGUACGACGGCUACGCCGCGUCCUUGACAGGAGGUACCAACCGCGCUGCUGCGUCCGCGCGCGUCGUCGCCAAGGUCGCCCAGCCGGCGUUCGACAUGGCGCUUCAUCGCGACUACGAGCCGACAGGCGAGGCACCUCCACAGCGUCUGGCCCCCGAGGCUGCUCACCAAGCUGCGUCCCGCGUGUACGAGGAGGCGCGCCUUCUCGAUGGCGAGCUAGCUGGUCUGGUCGUCACGCCCCGGUUCCGCGGUCUCUGGGUCGGCAACGCCCUGGGCGACCUGUCGCCCACGGCGGCGUCGUUUGCGACUUACCUCGUCAUGCUCGUCGACGACGCCGGCCCCAGCCUUGCCGAUCUGGGAUACACCUGGCCGUCUCUGCCUAGCCAUCUCCGCACCGGCAUCCGCAAACUCUACUGCACACUCCACGCGGUGCGGGUCGUGCACGGGGACGUCGACCUUCGGCACAUCUGCAUGACCCCCGCGGGAACGCUGUCGCUGAUCGACUUUGAGGGCGCGCGGCGUGUAGACACGGCCGAUGCCCAGGAGAUCCGCGACGAGGACACGCUGGUCGAGUCCAACCUCUCGCUGUGA
This is a messenger RNA of Apiotrichum porosum, 1392 nucleotides long. RefSeq lists its product as uncharacterized. Bases 1 to 1392 code for a protein of 463 amino acids. The record is from RefSeq and is a predicted model, not a curated record. NCBI's taxonomy places the organism in Eukaryota, Fungi, Basidiomycota, Tremellomycetes, Trichosporonales, Trichosporonaceae. The transcript is spliced from 4 exons.